CUUCCUGACCGGCCCCUCAUGUCCUGUUGACAAUGAAGAGAAGAUUAGAACGUGACCUACAGAGCACCGCUCAGAAUAAACAGAAGAAACGUAUAGAAGAAUUGGGGCUAAAUUUGAGUUCCACAUCUGACGAUGACACUCAGUACAGCAAUCAUGGCACCCAGGAGUCUUCCACUAGUGGGACCGGCUCAGACAGCGAGAUCGAUGAGAAGAGACCUGUGUUUGGGUCGGGGGAUAAAGAAAAAGCGGACCCCCUGGCAGAGGGCACAUCAUCCCGCUACUCCAUGUUUAACAGUGUCUCCCAGAAACUCAUGGCAAAGAUGGGCUUCCGCGAAGGCGAGGGUUUGGGAAAGUUCGGCCAGGGAAGAAAGGAGAUUAUCGAAGCUUCCAUGCAGAAAGGGCGGAGAGGUCUCGGCAUGAUCAUAAAAGGGUUCGAAAAGGAACUGAAUAUUGACUGGAGGGAUCAGCCUGAGGCAGCAGCCUAUGAAGAAGUCGAUUGGUUCCCAGAAUGUACCACAGAGAUUCCAGAUGCCGACGAGCUCUCUGACUGGAUGACAGUAGGCAAGAGGAAAAUGAUCAUAGAUGAUGAGACAGAAUUCUGUAGAGAACAACUGCUGGAAAGCCUCUUGGAGUGUAAGAGCGCAUUUGAUGAGCUUGAAGGCGAGGAGAUGAGAAGGGCUAGGACACGCUCAAAUCCGUACGAGAUGAUCCGAGGGGUCUUCUUCCUGAACAGGGCAGCUAUGAAGAUGGCAAAUAUCGACCACGUGUUUGAUUACAUGUUCACCAAUCCUAAGGAUUCCCAGGGGAAGCCACUGGUAAAAGAUAAGGACUCGGAGUUGCUGUACUUCGCAGACGUAUGCGCCGGACCGGGAGGCUUCUCUGAGUACGUCUUGUGGAGGAAGAAAUGGCACGCUAAAGGGUAUGGCAUGACCCUGAAGGGACCGAAUGACUUCAAACUAGAAGACUUUUACGCAGCAUCCAGUGAACUUUUUGAACCGUAUUAUGGUGAAGGAGGAGUUGAUGGUGACGGAGAUGUCACCCGACCAGAGAACAUCACUGCUUUCCGGAACUUUGUUUUGGACAAUACAGAUCACAAGGGUGUUCACUUCAUGAUGGCUGACGGGGGGUUCUCGGUGGAGGGUCAGGAAAACAUUCAGGAAAUUCUAAGCAAGCAGCUUCUUCUCUGCCAGUUCCUGGUGGGACUGUCUGUAAUCCGGACUGGGGGACAUUUCAUCUGUAAGACCUUUGACCUGUUUACCCCAUUUAGUGUGGGACUGACUUACUUGCUCUACUGCUGCUUUGAACGGAUCAGCCUCUUCAAGCCAGUGACCAGCCGGCCAGCUAAUUCUGAGAGGUACAUUGUAGCGCGCGGCUUGAAGGCGGGCAUAGAAGACGUACGCAAUUACCUGUUUACAGUAAACCUGCGUCUUAAUCAGCUCCGUAACUCUGAACAGGACGUCAACCUUGUAGUGCCUCUGGAGGUGCUGAGAGGGGACCGGCAAUUUCAUGAGUACAUGGUCCGCUCCAAUGAGAGCUGCUGUGAAGUGCAGAUCAAAGCUCUUGCCAAAAUCCAUGCCUUUGUCCAAGACUCGUCGCUGAAUGAGCCCCGCCAGGCGGACAUCCGGAAAGAGUGCCUAAAGCUCUGGGGGAUUCCUGACCAGGCUCGUGUCACUCCAACCAACACUGACCCAAAGAACAAGUUCUUCCAGCUCAUUCAGAGCCGAGAUAUUGAUAUGUAUAAUUGCAAGCCCACUCCGCUUACAUCAAAGACACUAGAGAAGAUCAGCCAUGUGAUGGAUUAUCGCUGUAUGGUGUCUGGAAGUGAGCACAAGUUCCUCUUAGGGUUAGGGAGGUCCCAGAUAUACACUUGGGGGGGUCGACCUUCAGAACGCUGGACUAAGCUAGAUCUGAAAACAGAACUUCCACGAGACACCCUUCUGUCUGUAGAGAUCGUCUAUGAGUUGAAGGGGGAGGGGAAGGCUCAGAGAAAGAUCAGCGCCAUUCAUAUCCUGGAUGCUUUGUUCCUCAACGGCAUGGACAUCCGACCUCAGCACUUUAACCAGAGGAUUCAGCUGGCAGAGAAGUUUGUGAAGGCUGUUUCUAAGCCCAGCCGGCCUGACAUGAACCCCAUCCGGGUGAAGGAGGUGUACAGGCUAGAGGAAAUACAGAAGAUAUUCUUGAGGCUGGAGAUGAAGCUCAGUAAGAGUUCCAGCGGAAUGUUACGCCUUUCCUACACCGGCAGAGACGACCGUCACUUCGUACCGGCUGGUCUGUACAUAGUGAAGACUGUGAAUGAUCCCUGGACGAUGGCUUUUAGCAAGAGCCACAACCGCAAAUAUUUCUACAAUUUGAAGACACACAAGUCCAUGUUCGAAGUCCCUGUGGAGUCCAUCUCACCAUUUCAUGUCUGCUACUCGCAGCGGCUGUUUUGGGAGUGGGGAGAAGGCGUCCAGAUCCACGACUCUCAGAAACAGGACCCCGGCGCGGACAAGCUCUCCAGAGACGCAGUUCUGGACUUCAUUCGAACACACCAGCCCUGCUCCUCGGGGGGCAGAGAGGAGAGGUAGUCCUGACACGGGAGGCAUCUGACGCACGGAGGUCCGACCCUCCUUCUCCUGGACUUUGAUUACAUUUUAAGAGACUUGACACGUGAGCCUGGAGAUUGUGGAGGGAUCUCCUAUCUACUUCCUUACAGAGGCCUGAAUUGCACUGCAGAGAGAGAGAGAAAAAGAAAUAUAUUUUGUUUUGCCCCUGGUGUGGCUCCUCUUCUACUUUGUUAGCGUUUCUAUUUUUGAUGAAAGGUUGCUUUAUUUUUGGCUUGUUACAGUUUAUCUGUCUUGUUAUUAUUAUUCGUAUCACACUGUGGUUUUGAAUUGCUAGGUACCGGUAAUCUGAUGAUUGGACUGAGCCAUGAACAGUGAUGAAAAGUCAAUCGGUGUGUCUCCGUAAGUCUCAUCUGGUCAUUUUCUGUGUCUGGUAGGUUUUGAUCGAGGAUUGACCCUCUGCAAUGGCCCCAGUACCAUCAUCUCAUUACAAAGAGCCA
Molecule: messenger RNA, 3043 nt
Organism: Nanorana parkeri
Lineage: Eukaryota; Metazoa; Chordata; Amphibia; Anura; Dicroglossidae
Gene: CMTR1
Product: cap methyltransferase 1
Exons: 24
Coding region: 33-2567 (844 amino acids)
Biological process (GO): 7-methylguanosine mRNA capping
Cellular component (GO): nucleus; cytoplasm
Molecular function (GO): nucleic acid binding; methyltransferase cap1 activity; protein binding
Source: RefSeq, a predicted model, not a curated record